Lodderomyces margitis is the source of this 2304-nucleotide messenger RNA. Its product is annotated as leucine-rich repeat domain-containing protein. The transcript has a single exon. Gene Ontology annotation, cellular component: extracellular matrix. NCBI's taxonomy places the organism in Eukaryota, Fungi, Ascomycota, Pichiomycetes, Serinales, Debaryomycetaceae. Gene Ontology annotation, molecular function: protein binding. The record is from RefSeq and is a predicted model, not a curated record. The coding region runs from base 1 to 2304 and encodes 767 amino acids.
AUGGCUUUGGACUCAUUGCCGAACGAAAUAUUACAAACCAUUGUUUCAAUAGCAGGUACAACCAACCUCAUUGGGCUAUUAUCAGAUAAGUUAUUCUUACUGCGGAACAAGAACUUGAAACUGGCCGUUAACCAUGAGAUAGAGAAGAAGUCAAAGUACAAAUUCGACAACCGAGUGACUCUAUUAGACAUGUCCAAUUUUGGAAAUUGGAAAGAGCUGAAAUCGUUGGGGGGUAUAGACCAUUUUAGAGAUACAAAAGUGUCAAAUUUUAUGGGUGUUGAGGAAUUUAAAUUCUUUGAUGACUAUUGCGUGGAAGAAAGGCUUCAAGUUGAAUGCACAGUGCGCUAUGAAAUUCAAACAAUUGUUGAUUAUUUCGAAUUUGAAAAACUAGUGGCCAGUUUGAACUCGAGCAAGUAUGCUAGAUUGGCUUUAAGUGUGCAUAUCGAUCACAUGAAUCGAAUUAAUGGCUCAGAGUUGCUUGAGAAGUUGACUCAUUUAAAGGAUCGCGUUAGUAAGCUAUCAUUAGAUAUACUGCUGGAAUUUGAGCAUGAAAUUAAUUUAGACAUUUUUGAAAACCUCGAGUCUUUGGAAAUAUCUGGUGAGCAGUACCAAGGCUCCUUGUUGAAUUAUCGCCGCCUUAAAGAGCUAUCACGUCGUUUUGCAUCCCUUGAUAUAACCAAACUUCCACUAUCGUUGGAGAGCCUCUAUAUAGCUCACUGUGAUGUUGACAGGCCUGUGCUGAAUCCAGACGCCCUAAAAUUACCAAUCCUCAAACACAUCUCCUUUUUAGACCUGGACCGUUACUUUUCAGACGACAUAGAGGUUAUUCUUCGUUACAUGAUCAGUUCAGAAGUUAAAAGCAUCACAUUUGAGGGUGAGGGAACAAUGUACGAUGACAAUUGGUUUUUGGAGUUGUUGAAAGAUGUUGCAAAUGUAAAAAAUUUCAAAUUGGAAUCUUUGUCAGUAACUGGUCCUCUUGGUAUUCCGUUGACAAUCUACCCUUCACGCAGACUUGUAUUCAAUAACAACCAAGUACAUUGUCCCGUACAUGAUUGGCCUACACUUACCGCUAUUCCUAAUACCUUAACAGAAUUGACAUUGCACAAGAUUUCUUUUAGUUUGGGAGAGCUUUUCGCCACAAAUCCUUUGGGCUUGAAAGUGUUAGAUUUAAGCAACUGCUCAAUCAACUUUUAUGACGCCGAACCAAAUUUCAGGAAGUUUAAAACCUUAAGAUAUCUUGACUUGAGUGAGAACGAUAUUGGGGAACAAAUUCUAAGUUUCCAGUUCCCAGACUCAGUUGAAUCUCUUUCUUUACAUGUUAGUCGAAUCGAAUCUCUUUCUGGGGUUAAUUUUCCAUUGUCAUUGGCCAAUCUCGAUGUUUCUUCAAACAACAUCCAAUCGUUGGAUGGUACUAUUUUUCCACAAAGCCUUUCUCGACUCAAUAUUACUGGCAACAAGAUAAUUAAAUUACGUGGCGACAAUUUUCCAUUGGCGCUACAACGGCUUGAUGUAAGUAAUGCAACAAAUAUCGACAUCUCCAAGAACAGAGAUGGUGCUCCACUCCAAAUUGAAAGUUUGAAUCUAGAAGACUCGAACAAUGGCUCACAUUAUAUAUUACCAAAUAGCUUACAAAGCAUACGAUUGGCAAACAUAAAUUGGCCAAGUAACCAUGCUUUUGCAGAGAACUUGGUGCGUUUGAAAAUGGUUCGUUGUUCCAUCGAAUUGAGAUGUUCAACAUUUGGGUCUGCUUCAAAGCUACAAUAUCUAUACAUGUCGGGGUGUAAUCUCAAAAGAUUUGAUAUAAAUCUUCCUCAAUCACUCAAGGAAUUACACUUGAAUUCUAAUAACUUGUCUGAGAUACCACCUCACGCUGGUCAAUUGAAGAACUUGAGGAUAUUGCGUCUUGAUAGAAACAAUAUAACGAAAGCCAGUGUUGAGUUUUCCCAUAAUUCAUUAGAAGUCCUUGAUCUUUCUGAGAAUCAGAUUGAGGAACUUCAAUUGUCCUUCCCAGAUGGUAAUACAAAACUCAAACAGAUUUAUUUGAAGAAGAAUAAAUUGAAAGAGAUAUCUAUGGAGUCUAUCGGGCAUAAGGGUAAAUCCAAGCACACUAGGUUGUAUGAGUUAGUGUUGGAAGGUAACAAGGGCCUAAGCGGAGAGCAAGUAGCGGCUUUGGCACCACACUUAUCAAAAUUUGCUCGAUACUUAUGGGGUCCUGAAGCUGGAAUUGUACCUAAUCUGUCUCGUUUACAUUGCACAAUUAACCACUUAGCUGAUGAUCUGAAUCAAAGUGAUUUUUAUUAUUGA